UUUAUUUGGCACCCCUGCUGAGGAAUCUGCUAGCCGGGGGGAGAAAAAUUCUCUGGAAACCUCCACAGCUCCUCCCAGUGGUAACUCCAGUGAGUCUCCCACCCCGACCCCCCCUUCCUCCCUACCUCUGCUCUCUGCCAACCAUGAGGUGCAGCAUGUGGAGGUGGAGCUGGUGACUCCUCCCCCAGCCAUUAUUGGGACAUCACCCAAAACCGGUAUUAUUCGCCGGACACUGAAGUAUUCUGAGACUGACCUGGACGCUGUCCCUCUGCGCUGCUACCGAGAGACGGACAUAGACGAGGUGCUGCUGGCCGAGCAGGACGAUGCUGACUCUGCGUUUGGGAGUAACCGUAGUGUGCAGGGCACCUCAGGUACAGGUAGCAGCCCAUUGGGAGGUUUGGCUUAUGCGAGAACAGAUGGGGAAGAUGAGAGAGCAGGCACAAGACAAGAUGACGAAGAGGAAGAGGAAGAUGAUGAUGACGAUGAUGAGGAAGAGGAAGAAGAAAUGGUGAGUUGGGCCAGUGUGAGGAUGCAAGGAGACAACAGGAAGAGGGAGUACGCAGCCCAGGAGGAGCCGGAGGUGUUUGGACAUCUUCUAAAGAGGCCAAUGGAAACAUUUUUUGACAACCACCACCCGGCCCUGAAGUCCCCCAUCUUGGUGUCUGGUCCACGCUUUGCUGCUGAGGACACCUUCAGCCGUCACUUUGAAAGCAUCAUGGAGUCUCACAGAGCCAAAGGGACAUCAUACAAUAGCCUGGACAGUGAGGAGCUGCUGACCUCAACCACUCAGACUGUCUUGACCUUUGACCUCCCUACACUAACCCCCGCCAUCCAUGGCCCCGUCUGCCAGAGUGCCAGGCAGAUCGUCCAGCUCAGCUUCGCCCCAUUGGCACACGAUGAGAGGCCCAGUCUCUCUGAUUCCAUCUUCACUGUAACUGGAGACUCGGACGCCACUCGAGCCCCGUCCAGCGAGAGGUUGAGCAGCGGUUCAGACGACACGCCACCCAGAGGACGGGACACAGUGCAGCUCGGGAGCGGCUGGUACAGCAACCCCUCUUUCUCUUUACCAACCAGGGAGAAGGCCCGUCUGGCGACAGAUUCGGAGCUGGACCAGGACCUCAGUGACAGGCUCGGUCUGGGCAGCAGUGACACCCUCACCAAUGGCAGCCACCGUGCAGACAUGGCAGCUGCUAAACGCCUGGCUAAACGUCUGUAUAACUUGGAUGGAUUCAGGAAGUCCGACGUGGCACGCCACCUCAGCAAGAAUAAUGACUUCAGCCGUAUGGUAGCAGAGGAGUAUCUUAGUUUCUUCAGCUUCACAGGGCUCGGUCUAGACCAGGCAUUACGGACUUUCCUCAGGCAGUUUGCCCUGAUGGGAGAGACUCAGGAGAGGGAGAGGGUGCUGUCACACUUUUCUAGGCGUUAUUUUGACUGCAACCCAAAAGUCAUACCAUCAGAGGAUGCAGUUCACACGCUCACCUGUGCCCUAAUGCUGCUGAACACUGAUCUGCAUGGUCAGAACAUCGGUAAGAGGAUGUCCUGCCCUCAGUUCAUUGGUAACCUGGAAGGACUGAAUGACAGCCAAGAUUUUCCAAAGGAUCUGCUUAAAGCACUGUACAACUCAAUCAAGAAUCAGAAGCUUCAAUGGACACUAGACGAGGAAGAGCUUCGGAAGUCGUUUUCGGAGCUCGGGGACAGCCUGUGCGACUCCAACGCCUCCAGAUCCAUGAAACGGGUGGGCAGCAGUGAGAAGCCCCUGUCAGAUGAAACACAGCCCACCGGUGCACUGCUGUACAAGAACGGCUUUCUCGUCCGCAAGGUUCAUGCUGAUUCAGAUGGCAAGAGAACACCGAGGGGAAAGAGGGGGUGGAAGACUUUCUAUGCCAUCUUAAAAGGGCUAAUUCUCUAUCUGCAAAAAGGGGAGUACAGACCUGAUAAGCAACUAUCUGAUGAAGACUUGAAAAAUGCUGUAUCCAUCCAUCAUUCUCUGGCGAUGAAAGCUUCUGAUUACAGCAAGAGGCCGAAUGUGUUUUAUCUGCGAACCGCUGACUGGAGAGUGUAUCUCUUCCAAGCACCGAAUGCAGAGCAGAUGCAGUCAUGGAUCACACGAAUCAACACGGUAGCUGCCAUGUUUUCGGCUCCUCCCUUCCCAGCAGCCAUCGGCUCCCAGAAGAAGUUCAGUCGGCCGCUGCUGCCUGGGACGAUGUCAAAAUUGUCAGAGGAGGAGCAAGUCAGAUCCCACGAAGCCAGAUUUCGUGCCAUCUCUACUGAACUAGCUGAGCUACGCUCAUACCCUCCUGAUCGUAAGGUCAAAGGUCGGGAGCUUGAAGAGUACCGUCAACGGGAUGAAUAUCUGGAGUUUGAGAAAACACGGUAUGGAACCUAUGCCAUGCUCUUGCGGGCGAAAAUCAGGAGUGGUGAGGAAGACCUGUCUGUGUUUGAGUCACAGCUAUUGGAGGACAAUGGGCUUCAGAGGGCCCACUCCAGCCCCACGCUGCAGGACAGCAGCCAGGCCAGCCAAGCCAGCAGCACCAGGGACGGUGGCAACAGCAGCAAAGCCAGUGCCUGCAGCAGCAAGCCUCGACAGGAAGGCCAGAGACACAGCUACCGACAAGCUGUCAAGAAGUGAGACGGGGCGGGGGCGCCGGGAGCGGCAUGGCGUUGCACUGCCAGCGGCAGGCUGUCUCCCUGCAUAGGUUUUUAUUUGAAAUCCAGGAGGGUUUGGAGCUCUGCUUGAAGGGGGAGCCGGAGUGAGGGUAUACCCCACACCCUUCCCCAAACAUGACGCCCUACCCGGCACCCCAAUCUUCUCAUCUAAUAGAGGAGGUGCAGAUCCUGUGACUGACAUAGUAGCUAGGUAGUACCAGCAAGGUUGUUGGUGCAGGAGGUGGGAGGAACGGUUGGGAGGUUACAGAUCUGCGGAGAUGAGGUGUCUUUAGGAACAUACGCUGGCUUAAGCAGCACACAGUAUUGUGCAGCAGGACAUAGAGGGUGCUUAUAGAUUGGACAGGGCACCAACAGGGACCUACAUCUAGCAUCCUUUGCUUUUGUUCCACUUUAAUUCUUUCAUGGCACCUCUUCGGCCAAGUUCUCCCACCUUUGUCUUGAUCUUUCAAUCAGUUUUUGGGACCAAACAUGUUUACACAUAAAAACAUCAUAUUUUAGACAACUGAUUGUUUGAUUUCAGUUGAACAGCUACCACCACUCUGAUUUGAAGUGCUGUGUAGUGUCCAGACUCAUCAGAUUUUAUGGAGCCAUGACAUUCCAGCUCCUUUUUUGCCACAUCACCAUGGUGUGUUCACAUUCCAUAUAGGAGCGGGACAUUACAGCAUUUCACUCCUGUGCAAAUUUCACUGAAGGUGAUAUCACAUCAAAUCAUACUGAAGAUGGACAGUGCAUCACAUUAAGUGUUGAGGUUAUUGCUGCAGUACAAAUGGGCUGAGGGCUGGAGACGGUGCAGCUCCUCUCUCUGCCUCCUUUCUCGUGUCACUGCUGGCCAGUUAGAGGUGACGACACCAGUAGAAGCUCACAUACUCUUGGUAUGCAGCAGUUUAACUCAGUGCUACAUCUCAGCCAGAGAGGCACCGUUUUUUUUUGUUUUGUUUUUUUGUUUUGUCUUUUUUUGCUCUACUUGAACAGAUGAUCUCUUACCAAGUUGCUUUAGCUUCUGUCCUGUGGUGUGCUUCUGUUCUCUUUCUACUUCUUGGCCGAAUGUUAUUUUCUCAAGUGAUCCGCAUGCCUGCAUCCAGCUCAGCUUCUUUUAGGGCUUUUACUCUUUUGAGGGCAAAACUGAAAGCAACAAAAAUGUUUUCUGAGGUCAUUUAGUCCUUUUCCACAUGCCGGUGCCAUAUCCCCCAUGUGUGAUCUUUGUCUGUACUAUAGACCCUCAUUUAUAAAACCUAUUUUAACACUCACCAGGCAGACCCUGAAUGUUCUUGUUUUUCAAUAUUUUUACAGUAUUUUACAGUUGUUUGUUGAUGUUGAACCUAUUCCUCCUGUGUAAUGUAUGUCAAGUGUAUGAUGAAAUAUGAUAUUGACAAUGUAAAAGGAAAUAUGUUAUCCAUAUUAUUUGUAAUCAUCCAGGAUAUGUUGUAUAUAAUGCACCAUCUGCUGUACGCUUAUAUUGUAGGAUAUAUGACAGUAUAUUUACAAUAUAUUCAACACACUGUUGUGGAAAUUAAUUAGGUACACAAAAAGUUGACAGUUCUUGUACUCAGAGUCUCAGAAGCACUACACAAUAAUCAUGUGUUGUUUUUUUUUUUUUUUUUUUUUACACCUUAGUGUUUUUGGAAAAGGUAUUAAGUCAGCAACAGCACAAUAUGAGUAUUAUAGUCAUGCCUAUGUACCUAACAAAGAUUAGUAACUGAUCUGAGGGUGUUUCUGAUGGGAUUAUGCCAUGUGGAAAUGGAAAAAGUAAUUAAUGUACUCCACUGAAGGAAGUAUUCCAAAGACAGUGUACGCUAUGAACUAAUAGCAUGAUUUUCAUCAGGGUUUCUUGUGAAGUCAAAGAUGCAUGACAAAGACAGAGAACAUAAAGGAAAGACAUUUCACAUAAGGAAGAUCCUCAGCUGGGGUUUGUGUGAGGAUACGGAAAUGGAGGACUGGUUUAAAUGUUGAACCAUACAUUACAUUAUUUUGGCAGCCAUACACACCUCAUGGCAGUAAUGUUUCUUUAUUGAAGUAUAGCCAUUUUCUACUCAGGCUUUAAAAUUAAACCUUGAGCAGCUGCAGUGCCAGCGUUUUACCAGCAGGGGGAGCUGUCAAUGUUCACAUUGUUAUCUUGUUCAGCCAUAGUCACACCUGCUGCACCUGCAGUGAAUAUGCAUGCAUGGCAUCACCCAUCCACUUCAUGAUGGGUAUCGCAGGGCUAUGAGAUAGGACCAGUUUGUGUAAAUCAUUACUGUCAGGUCUGAUUUUGUGUACCCUCAUGUGUUUGUUGACAUGUCCGUGUCACCAUUAGGUACUGUGUGCAUGCUUGUCUCCACUGGAUAUUCAGUGUAUUGGAGGAACAUGUUAAAAGUGGUUCUAGGAAACUUUACACCCAUUUCCAGGUUAAUAUUGUCAUUUGCAACAUUUUCCCAGAAGCACUGCAAUCCCACUAAAAACUCUUAAGAACUCUAAAAGUUACAAAUAUUUAUAACUUUUUAAAUUAAAAAAAAAAAAAAAAAUGCAGUUUUUAGAACCGAUUGAUUUGUCCUUUUGCAUAGUGUUUGCCUUUCAAACCAUAUUCAAAUCUGUGAUUUCUUACCUUCAGUUUUACUCCUUCCUGCACUUCUAUUAUCCUGUAUUACUCACAGUAAAACUUUAUUUUCUCAUCUGUCUUUCACUUCAGUCUUCACUUAAGUCUUAACCAGUCUAUACUGUUGCCAAGACAGAUACAUUGAACCGUUUAAUCUGGUAUCACAGCUGUAUAUUUAUUAAUAAUGUUUCACUAAUAUGAAUGUUAAGUGCCAUUUAUGUUCUACUAGAAAGGAGAUUAAUAAACAACUGGAGGCUGCACUUGCAUACAUUAAUUUAACAAUAUCAAAUCAACUAUUUAUUGUAGCCACUUACUCUUGUCAGUUUUUUGUUUCAAUUCUGUGCAACCAGCAUGUUUUAGCUUAAACACAGACCAUAUGGGUGGAUAUAACAUGAAAACAUGGCAGUCCUUUAGAGCAUCCACCUUGUCAAAGACUCCAAGGUCCUUCUCCACCCCUCCCCAUCACUUUCCAUUUGUUGUCACCACUUGCUUACAUCAAAGAGCAGCUGCAGGAUCUCCAUGGCACUGGUUAGCAUGGAAAUGGCUGGUUCCCCUGGUGACGGCUCUGUGAUGCUCAAGUGAAAGUCACCCCUUUGUACUGCAUUCACAGAGGUAGCAUACCUCAUUUAAAGCAGCAGUGCAUGCCUGCAGCCAUUUGGGAAAACUGUCCAUUGAACGUGCAUUGGUACUGUGAGCAUUUCUGUUGUUCUGGUUCACCUGUGCCAGUCUCAUCUCUGAAUGUGACAUGUAAAUAAAGCAUGAGAUAUUAAGGCCUGCUUUCAUUUAUAAUAUGGUUAGAGUAUUAAAUGAAGGGUUAAUAUAUAAAGUAGGUCAACAUUUUUUGGUCCUUGAGCUCAUGGUCCUUUUUUUUCUUGUCUUUUUUUUUUUCUCUCUUUUUUUUGGUCAAUGUGAAUGAAGAAAAUGGCUAUAUUUAAUGCUGUUGUAUGCUGUUGUGUUUUAGAGAAUUGAGCCCGCUCAUACAAAUCUUUUACAUGUAGGGGGUCUGAUCCAUCUCAGUGUUUUUAGACUGGUGCAGGUAAGGCAAUGUUCAUUUUAUGCUAUACAUACAGUAAGCUACAUGUAUCACUGCCUUGUUUAAACUCACCAAGGAAAUGUCGUUUGUGAGCUUCUCAUUUUGGGAGGCACAGAAGAUGAAAAUAAAAGUGUUUUGAAAGGUUA
Molecule: messenger RNA, 6418 nt
Organism: Sphaeramia orbicularis (orbiculate cardinalfish)
Lineage: Eukaryota; Metazoa; Chordata; Actinopteri; Kurtiformes; Apogonidae
Product: PH and SEC7 domain-containing protein 1-like
Exons: 15
Coding region: 506-2629 (707 amino acids)
Biological process (GO): regulation of ARF protein signal transduction
Molecular function (GO): protein binding; phospholipid binding; guanyl-nucleotide exchange factor activity
Source: RefSeq, a predicted model, not a curated record